CGGCGAGCCCGCCCCGCCAACCACGCCCCCUCCCCAGCUCUGUUCCCCGCAGUUGAAGCUGAGCGCCUGGUGGAGCGGAGCGGAUAGUCAGGUCAGCCAUGUCAUCUGAGCCUCCUCCUCCAUCCCAGCCCCCCACCCACCAGUCCUCGGCUGGGCUGCUGGACACCCAACAGGCCCGGGAUCGCUCACCGUCCCCGCUUCGGGGCAACGUGGUGCCGAGCCCACUGCCCACUCGCCGCACCAGGACCUUCUCAGCGACGGUGCGGGCCUCCCAGGGCCCGGUCUACAAAGGAGUCUGCAAAUGCUUCUGUCGGUCCAAGGGCCACGGCUUCAUCACCCCGGCUGACGGCGGCCCCGACAUCUUCCUGCAUAUCUCCGACGUGGAGGGGGAGUAUGUCCCCAUGGAAGGCGACGAGGUCACCUAUAAGAUGUGCUCCAUCCCGCCCAAGAACGAGAAGCUGCAGGCCGUGGAGGUGGUCAUCACCCACCUGGCGCCGGGCACCAAGCACGAGACCUGGUCCGGCCACGUCGUCAGCUCCUAGGAGCGGCCGGAGGCACCGUGGCUCCCUGGCUCUCGGGAGGCCCCGGGGCAGGAGGAGGCAGGACCAGACGGGAGAGGACAACUGUGCAGCUUGAGAUGGGGCGUCGGAAAGGGGGGGAGCGAAGUCCCUGUCAAGUGUCUCCUGGAGGAAGGGGCUGGAGACCGGGGCGGGCACGGGGGUGCCCUCGGCCACCAGCACAGCCUCCGACCACCGACCACCGCAACCAACACCUCACCAUCUGAAAAACAUUAAAAGCAUUGAAAAAGGAGAGGCGCUCCCUGGUGGCUGAGUGGAGGGUCUGAGCCCCGCCCAGGGGCCUGGUCAGGCGGCUUCCCUGGCCCGCAGUCCCUCCCACAACCCCCGCCCCCACUGCCCCCCCCAUCCCACCCCCCGCCCCGGAAUUGAAGGCUGAGAAUCCCCAAUUGGUCCUCUGGAUAGUGACAUGGACCCUGAGUGAUUUCCCAGGAAGAAUUUUCACCCAAGUGUGUGCACCAUCCCGCCCUCCGCCCCCAAGCGUGAGUCUCUCCUUGGCCCUGGGCAGAGCAGACUUUUCUGGUUCUGAGCUGGUUGUUCCAAGGGGCUGGGGGCAGGGAGCGCGGGGGUCUUCGUGUCUCUGCAGCAGGAGGUGAAACUGGGUGUCUGGCAGCCCUGAGUCCUCCAUGUGGCAGCCGUGUGCUCAGAGGCGAGUCCUCAUUCUCUUUGAAGCCUGGUCCUGUCUGUCUGUGGUUGAGCAAUCCUGGCUCAGCCACCCAUCCGGGAGGUGGUGGGGAGGGGUGGGGACUGUGGAGACCGGGAGGGUGUUUGUUUCCAAAGGGAUCUUUCUUGGGAUCCAUCUAGAAAAGAGCAGGUGGUUUGCUACCUGGGAGCCUGGUGAAGUCACAAGUUGAAGGAGAAAUAGGCCUUUGGUGGAGUUUUCUAGAAAACUGGUGUGAACUGCUUAGGAUUUUUUUUUCCUUUAAGAACUCAAGCUCUCGCCGGAGCCAGUUCUGUUUGCACUUUGCUGUUGACAUUGCAGACUUGCAGACCUUUGUGGAUAUUUCCAGUAAACAGAUCCUUAAGGCUUUCCUUUGGUGUGGCUUGGUUCAGCUUUAGUUGUGAUUUAAAAAUAGAAAUAGCUGGGAAAUAUGGGAAAAACAUGUUUCACACAUCUUGAAAUAUGUGGCCACACCCAUGAAAUAUGUAGUCAAGGGUCCAUUUGGCAAUACAGGGAGGCGCGAGCCCUUGAAAGAUAGUGGGGCCUCAUCCAGUGUAUCUGAAUUUCUGCGAGGGGGCCAGAGGCCAGAGCUAUUUUGCUGAGGACCAGUGGAGUUGUGUGUGUUUUUUUAAGUAUAACUGAUCUACAACACAAUCUUAGUUCCCCGUGCACAACACAGCGAUUUGAUAUUUCCAUACAUCACGAAAUGACUACCGGAGUUGUUUUUAAGUAGGCUAGUAAGUGUUGGUUACGAGUGCGCAGUGAAACGUCACAGUUAAGGAAGCUGAUCUUUUUUCCCGGCCUUUCGUGCCCCCUUGAAGGGUCUUCCCCACUCUACCUUCUGCUGGUCCACAGUGGCCGUCUCCCCUCCAGCCUUGGGCGGUCCCCAGGUGGCCCCCAGAGACCCCUGUCUGUUGGGUAUGGACCACACUUUGAGUGAAGUCACCUGGAGACCCAUCCUUGAGAUUGAGAGCCUGCGUCUUUGCCACCCGCUCCCUCAGGCGACUCCACUGCCUUGCCCUCACCCUGGUACAAGGUUGGUCCUCCAUGUGACCUCAGCAGCCUGCUAGUGGGCUGGAAGUCGGAUCUGCUCCUCCAGGUGACGUGUGGGUCCUGUCUCUGGGAGACUCCUUUGUAAAUGCUCCAUUCUCACUUUGUGUCCUGAGGGCUGGAAGGGACCCCUCCACUGAAACCACAAUCUCAGUUAUCCCAGAGGCUCUGGGAGGAUGGAUGGUGUUCACGACCGAGCUGGGGACAGAAUCCGGAUUCCUGACUCCAGGUCUUUCCUCUCACCAGCACCUUUCUCAAUAAAUGGUUUUGCCAGA
Molecule: messenger RNA, 2561 nt
Organism: Capra hircus (goat)
Lineage: Eukaryota; Metazoa; Chordata; Mammalia; Artiodactyla; Bovidae
Gene: CARHSP1
Product: calcium regulated heat stable protein 1
Exons: 4
Coding region: 99-542 (147 amino acids)
Biological process (GO): regulation of mRNA stability
Cellular component (GO): cytoplasm
Molecular function (GO): mRNA 3'-UTR binding
Source: RefSeq, a predicted model, not a curated record